UAGUUUUAAUUGAUUGUAAUUCGAGCACCGCGUACGCAAAUUCGCAACCGGUUACGACAAAUCAGUAUAAGAACUUUUGUAUAAAUAGUGCGAGAUUUAAAUAGAUGGUAUCAGUUCUAUUUCACUUCGAAAGAAAAGACUUACAAACUCCAUCAAAAUGAAAUUCGUAAUUUUGAGCCUUGCUCUCAUCGCUGCUGCCUCAGCUACCCCAAUUGCUACACUCGCCGCUGGUCCAGCUCUUGGUGGAAUUUUGGCACCCGGAAUUGCCAGUCCACUUCUUGGUGCGUCAAUUGCUGCGCCACUUGGUGCCACCAUUGGUGCUCCUCUUCUAGCUCCACGACUUGCUGCUGCUCCAAUUGCUCCACUUUCAGCUGGAAUUGCUCCAAUUGGUCUCAGUUCUGGACUCCUUGGUCAAAAUAUUAUUGCUGCUCCAGGUUUGGCUUCAUUGCCUCUUGGGCUUGAUGGCUUGGGAGCUCCUCUUCUUUUGAAGAAACGUGCUUAAAGUAUUAUUAUUUUAGACAAUUAGGACUAGAUAUGAUGGCAAAUAAAUCAAAUUCUCUGUGAAGAAGUGUA
Hermetia illucens (black soldier fly) is the source of this 573-nucleotide messenger RNA. RefSeq lists its product as uncharacterized. Lineage: Eukaryota; Metazoa; Arthropoda; Insecta; Diptera; Stratiomyidae. The transcript has 2 exons. The record is from RefSeq and is a predicted model, not a curated record. The coding region runs from base 158 to 502 and encodes 114 amino acids.